Molecule: messenger RNA, 1803 nt
Organism: Striga asiatica
Lineage: Eukaryota; Viridiplantae; Streptophyta; Magnoliopsida; Lamiales; Orobanchaceae
Source: the annotation of a GenBank genome assembly
AUGGCGGAAGAUUCACCGGCAGAAGGUCCACCAUCGACGAAUGAUGAAUCGGCUACAAGUCAGAGUCGGACCUCAAAAUUGAAAAGGAGCCGUCCAGGGAGUUCAAAUGAUGCAGCUGCUGCUACUGCAGGUACUGGGAUUGCUGGUGGUAAUUCGAGAAGGUCCAUAGUUUGGCAGCACUUCGAGGAGUUGGUAGUCGACGGUAUAUCGAGAGCCAAAUGCAAACAUUGCGAGAAACUGUAUAGGUGUGAUACUCGAAGGAAUGGUACGUCUUCGCUUCUUCACCAUAUGUCUGUUUGCAAAAGUAAUCCGAAUGUGACUGAGAAAAAACAAUCGAAAUUGGUUUUGCAAUCAAUAGCUGAGGGUGAUGAAAUGGCAGGAGGUUUAAUUAGUUGGAAAUUUGAUCAAGAAGCCAUUAGGUCAAAGCUAGCUAGAAUGGUCAUUGUUGAUGAGCUUCCAUUUCGGUUUGUGGAUGGUGACGGAUUCAAAAAUUUCAUGUCGAUUGCACAACCUAGGUUUAAAAUUCCAUCUCGUUGGACUGUGUCACGUAAUUGUUAUCAAUUAUACCUAAAUGAGAAGUUAAAAUUGAGAAAUUACUUCAAAAGGUCCGGAAAAACAAUUUCUAUGACCACAGAUACUUGGACUUCCGUGCAAAAGAUUAAUUAUGUGUGUAUCACUGCCCACUACAUUGAUGAAGAAUGGAACAUGAAUAAAAAGAUCAUCAACUUUUGUCCCAUUGAGAGUCAGAAGGGUGAGGAUUUUGGAAGGCAAAUAGAUGGUUGUUUGUGUGAUUGGGGAAUCUCAAAGGUGUUUUCUAUUACGGUUGAUAAUGCAUCUUCUAGUGAUACUUGUCUUACAUAUUUGAAAAGUAGAUUGACUUCUCGGGGUUGUGCUAUUGUGAAAGGCAUGUUUCUUCAUAUGAGGUCCAUUUCUCAUAUUAUCAAUUUGGUAGUGGUGGACGGAAUAAAUGAAAUUAAGUAUUCCAUUAAGAAGAUUCGUCAUGCGGUUCGAUUUGUGAAACAAUCUCCGGCUAGAUUGGCAAAAUUUCGAGAAUGUUGUGAUGAUGAAGGCAUUGUAAGUAAAAGCUUGUUAUGCUUAGAUGUGAGCACUAGGUGGAACUCCACUUACUUGAUGUUAAAUGUUGCACAAAAGUUUGAGAGGGCAUUUGAGAGGUAUAAAACAAAAGAUCCUUUCUUUAAACUAGAGCUCAAGCAUGGACCACCCUCAAUUGUUGAUUGGGAACAUGCUAGAAGGAUGGUUGAUAUUUUAUCCCACUUCUACGAGCUAACAUUGAGGAUUUCGGGCACAUCUUAUGUCACCUCGAAUGAAUUUUAUCAUGAAAUUAGUUCGGUUAAUUGCUUGUUAAGAGAAUGGAUUGCUAGCAAUGAUCUUGAUAUCAAAGCAAUGGAGCACGGAGAAAAGAAUGGUUCGGAGAUCUUCAAGAGUGUGAAGGGGAGUAUUCAUGAGUUGUUUGAAGCUUAUAAGUUGAUUUAUCAACCUCAUUGUGCCACGUCCACUCAAUCGAUGAAUCGAGUUUCUAGUUUAAAUGAAUCUUCUCAACCCGAUCUUUCAAAGAAUAAAUCUAGAUAUCACUUGGGGGAUAAGUUCAAAAGGCACAAGAUAGAGAGUGGAGAAGUAGAAAGCAAGUGUGACUUGGAUGUUUACUUGAAAGAGAGUGUUCUUGUUGUCGAGAAAGAUGACUUUGACAUUUUGAGUCGACAUGGCUCCGUCGACAUUCCUAAAUCGACUUCUCUAGGGUCGGUUCUGCCAAGAGCAACUAAGAAGAAGCAGAUAUUGGUCUAG